Chelmon rostratus (copperband butterflyfish) is the source of this 1999-nucleotide messenger RNA. It is a transcript of the gene ssbp1, whose product is annotated as single-stranded DNA binding protein 1. Gene Ontology annotation, biological process: mitochondrial DNA replication; positive regulation of helicase activity. The transcript is spliced from 7 exons. The record is from RefSeq and is a predicted model, not a curated record. NCBI's taxonomy places the organism in Eukaryota, Metazoa, Chordata, Actinopteri, Chaetodontiformes, Chaetodontidae. Gene Ontology annotation, cellular component: mitochondrial nucleoid. The coding region runs from base 128 to 571 and encodes 147 amino acids. Gene Ontology annotation, molecular function: single-stranded DNA binding.
GACGGACCGGAAAUAGUGUGAGGUUACCGAAGUCUCUUGUGAAGUGUUGCACCUGAUCAAUCCCCCAAAAGUCCUCAGCUGCUUCCUGUUUGCCCACUGCUUCCCUCAGAGCUGCAGCACAGAGAAGAUGUUGAGAAGUGCCUCAGCACAGAUCUUCAGACAGGUGGUGAGAUACCGGAGCACAGACACCAGCCUCAUCCUGGAGAGAUCAAUAAACCGGGUGCAGCUGUUAGGCCGAGUGGGUCAGGACCCGGUGAUGAGACAAGUGGAUGGCCGAAACCCUGUGACCAUCUUCUCAUUAGCAACCAAUGAAAUGUGGCGUACUGGAGACAGCGAGAUGACCCCAUCAGGUGACGUCAGUCAGAAGACGACGUGGCAUCGCGUGUCGGUGUUCAAACCGGGUCUGAGAGACGUGGCCUACCAGUACGUCAAGAAAGGUUCCAGGAUUCUAGUUGAGGGGAAACUGGACUAUGGAGAGUAUGUGGACAAGAACCAAGUCCGACGUCAGGCCACCACCAUCAUCGCAGACAACAUCGUCUUUCUGAGCGACAACAUUCGAGACAGAACCUGAAGGACUCUCCUCUCCAUCUUCAUCCAACAACAAGACAACUUCUUUUUGUAUUUUCCUGUAGACACAAAAAUAAGACUGAGGCAGUGAAUGCCACUAAGUAAAGGAACUGGCUUUCACGAAAGAAGGGGGACAGAAUAUGCUGUGACAAAGGUCAUGUGUGAGUGCAGCACCUCCUGCAAACCUUGAUGCAUCAAGAGGAGCAGAAAGUCCAUUUGUUUUGGUAUAAAUUCACUGAUUCUGAUUUUGAUUGUGCUACUUGUACAUAACGUUACUACGACACUCUUAAUGUCGUUUUUUUGUGUACUCAAGAUUCACGUGUGAGAAUGAUGUUGGAAACGAGGUGAAAAAGCUGUUUCACUGUUUGAAGACUGAGUACAAGAUCCUGUAGAAAUUGUAGCUCUGUUAAGAGCAACACAUACAAAAGUUCUCAUCGUUUUUCUUCAUUGCUCCAGUUAAAAUAAGAUCUUUAAGGUCAGUACAUCAGGAUUUGUUUCUUGGUGAGGUAGCUGUGAUAAAGGGGUGUUUAACGGCCAGCCUGGUGGACAGAUUUUAGCUUUGAGACAACGUCCCAACAUGUUUAGAAUUUAUUGUUAAAUUCAACCCGCCCAAAGAAAACUAGCGUAUCUCCAAAUUUUGUGAUUUCCUUUUGUUAAACUUCUUAAGCUAAACAACCCAUUUAAAAGCCUGUUUGAUUAUCUCAGAAAUGCAUCAUUGCAAAGCUGAAAACAGGCUGUAAUCUGUAGCUCAUGACAAGUUGAUCCCUGGGAGAUGCAUGUUUUUUGCAGGACAGUGUCCACAGUGACCCCUGCAGGGCAGAAGAAAAACAUUGAAUGUCACGCCAAGUAAAAUUUAAAGUGUUGUGUUCCUUCUCAGAGCCUCUCAUCUGGUUUUAUGUUCUGGUCUGACUUGUCUCGGCUGUCUGUGUCACACUUCCCUUCAUGUAAAUCUCUCACGAAUGCAGGUUGUUCAGCUGCAGAGAAGUGAGUAGGUUACCCAAACACUUGAGGGGAAAAAUAAAGACACCAGCAUGCAAAGUUAGAGGAAGCGCCCUCAGUUAAAUUCACCUUUUCUUUCUGUUUCUCCUGCGUUUUUCUUCUCCCGUUCUCUGAUUCGUGCACAGCUCCAACAGAACAUUGCUGGAUGACUUUAUGUUUGAUCUACAUCUGUUUUCUGCUUUGUCACUUUCUUGUCAGUUGUUAUCUCUGUUACUUCCUGAGCAGUGACUGGCUGCUUUCAGCUCGCUGCUGCUGGUUCAUUUCUCUGUAAUGACUCCUAUAAUCCACCUUUUUCCAGACUACCUUUGUCUUCACAUUUCUGUUCAUUCUCUACAGUCAGGGUGUAUAAGAUUUAACCUUUCUGUGUUAUUUAGUGGUUCCUCAAUUUGCUUACAAAACACUUUAUAGAGGAGAAAAACUGUUAGAAGCAUCC